AUGGCUUCCAACGAUUUCCCGUCCUUGUUACACGAUGAGUGUCCGCCAAGAGCGGAUCUGCGCCAGAUGAUGGCUCACCAGCCGCUUCCUACAAUCCCUCCUGGGACGAUAGAUCCAGGUUCUAUCACUGGCGACGAGCCGGUGAAGCUGGCGCGCACUGUGUUGCGCCGUUUGAGCGCUGCACUGGCGGAUGAUGAUGCGAUCGCUGUUGAGAGUUGUUUCUUUGCCAGUCAGGCAUAUUGGAAAGAUCAGCUGGCGCUCACUUACCACCUCCGUACAUUCAGCGGCCCUAGCACAAUCACCACGAGCUUACUGGAAACAAAGAACUUGAGGGAAAUUGAAGGGGAGAUUGCUGUUGAUGGAGGCGCACAAUUUAUCGACUGUGGUAUUGCCUUCCGAACUGCCUCUCCCGGUGCUAAUUGCAAAGGGAAAGUCGUUCUACUUCCUGUUAAGAACCGCGAUGAGACAAUUGAGUGGAAGAUCUGGGUCCUGAGCACAUUUCUCGAGGGUUUAGACGUGCAGCAAGAGGACGAGGCAUUGCUGAAAUCUCCUGGGAGGCAAUUGGAUGGUCUUGCGACAUUCGACACAGAUGUCUUUAUUAUCGGGGGCGGAAACGCCGCUGUCACUCUUGCAGCACGUCUCAAAGCGCUUGGUGUCGAUAGUGUCAUGGCCGAGCGUAAUCCGCGACCUGGCGAUAACUGGGCCCUGCGCUAUGAUUGCAUGCGGUUUCACAUCCCCACAUCAUUCUGUGACAUGCCCUACAUGGCUUAUGACGAGGAGCUUCGAGCUCCUCACCUUUUGACUAGAGAGGAGCUGGCUUCGCAGGUCAGACGGUAUGUCGAAACCUUCAACCUGAAUAUCAUCACCUCCGCGCAGAUCCUGUCGACCAGGUACGACCUAUCCACCAAACUUUGGGAGGUCAAGGUUAAGGCACCUGCUGGCCAGCAAACAGCCCACUGUAAGCAUCUCGUGCUUGCGACCGGCAUCGCAUCCCAGGAGCCGUAUCUGCCAAAGGUAGUAGAUGGUCAUCUAUAUCAAGGAACCAGCCUCCAUUCGGCUCAGUACAAAAAUGGAAAGCAGUUAACAGAGACUGGAGCCAAGUCCGUCCUCGUAAUUGGAUCUGCCAACACUGCUUUCGACGUUCUCGAGGACUGUCACAGCGCUGGUCUCCAGACAACAAUGGUUGUUCGAUCUCCAACCUACGUUGUCCCAGUUGAAUACGUCUGCGACAAGCACAGUCUCGGAGCCUAUGACAUGGGUGUUGAGUUCGCUGAUCGACUCUUCAUGACGCUGCCGUCGCAUGUAGACGCCCAGCUCGCUCGGGGUUUGAUCGCGCAGUUCGCAGCGGAGGAACCGCAUCGCUACGACGCUCUCGCAGCCGCUGGAUUCCCGGUUAUCGACAGUCGCGACCCGGACACGGCAUUGAUGCACAACCUGCUGGAGCGAGCGGGCGGGCACUACGUGGAUGUGGGUGGCACCAAGUUGCUCACGGACCGUAAGGCAGGCAUGAAGGCCGGAGUCGAGCCCAUUGCGUACACGGCCACAGGGCUACGUUUCUCAGACGGAAGCACCGCUGAUGCAGAUGCCGUGGUAUGGUGCACCGGAUUUGCCGACAAGGAUAUGCGCGAUACUGCCAUCCGAACCCUGGGCGGACACUCUUCUGGUAAGGAGACUGAGACUGAGACCGAGAAGGUCCUUGGCCCUCGUGAAAUCGCUGGUCGCCUUGACGCGACAUGGGGUAUUGACGCUGAGGGUGAGAUACGUGGCUUGUGGAAGCGUCAAUCGCGCCUCGAGAACCUGUGGAUCGCGGGUGGCUAUACGCAACAACACCGGUGGCACUCGCGCACGUUAGCCCUGCAGAUUAAGGCCUCUUUGGAAGGUAUACUACCUCCAGCAUAUCUGGACACGCCCCAUUCUGCUCGAAAGUUCUUCGAUGAAGAAUACCUCAUCACACACGAUGCAUCCGACAAUCUUGACACACGUCUAACUGACAACGACGGCAUCGCAAAAUAA
Molecule: messenger RNA, 2013 nt
Organism: Aspergillus nomiae NRRL 13137
Lineage: Eukaryota; Fungi; Ascomycota; Eurotiomycetes; Eurotiales; Aspergillaceae
Product: flavin-containing monooxygenase
Exons: 7
Coding region: 1-2013 (670 amino acids)
Molecular function (GO): flavin adenine dinucleotide binding; monooxygenase activity
Source: RefSeq, a predicted model, not a curated record